AUGAAGCUCAAGAGCCUCCUGCUCCGGUAUUACCCGCCAGGAAUUAUGUUGGAAUAUGAAAAAAGUGGACAGUUAAAGACCAAAUCCAUAGACUUGCUUGAUCUUGAUCCCAGUACAGAUGUCAGUGCAUUAGUAGAAGAGAUACAGAAAGUAGAACCUCUCAUCACGGCUUCACGAUCAGACCAGGUCAAACUUUUAAUACAGAGAUUACAAAAUAAACUUGGACAGCACAGCAAUCACAAAUUCUAUCUUUUUAAGGUUCUCAGAGCACAUAUACUGCCACUGACUAACGUUGCACUUAAUAAAUCAGGCUCAUGCUUUAUCACAGGAAGCUAUGAUCGGACAUGCAAGCUCUGGGACACUGCCUCUGGAGAGGAGCUUCACACCCUGGAGGGUCACAGGAAUGUGGUGUAUGCCAUAGCGUUCAACAACCCUUAUGGUGACAAAAUUGCCACUGGGUCCUUUGAUAAGACUUGUAAACUAUGGAGUGUAGAAACUGGAAAAUGUUACCAUACCUUUAGGGGUCAUACAGCAGAAAUAGUAUGUUUAUCAUUUAAUCCUCAAAGCACAUUGGUGGCUACUGGAAGCAUGGACACGACAGCCAAGCUCUGGGACAUUCAGAGUGGAGAGGAAGUGUUCACCUUAACAGGACACUCAGCUGAAAUCAUCUCCUUGUCCUUUAACACAUCAGGAAACAGGAUCAUCACGGGCUCUUUUGAUCACACGGCUACAGUGUGGGAUGCUGAUACUGGAAGGAAGGUAUAUACCUUAAUCGGACAUUGUGCUGAGAUCAGCAGCGCCUUGUUCAACUGGGAUUGCUCUCUGAUAUUAACUGGCUCUAUGGACAAAACCUGCAAGCUAUGGGAUGCUGUAAAUGGAAAAUGCGUGGCAACCUUAACAGGCCAUGAUGAUGAAAUACUAGACAGCUGUUUUGAUUACACUGGAAAGCUUAUUGCAACUGCUUCAGCCGAUGGAACAGCAAGAAUUUUCAGUGCGGCCACAAGAAAAUGUAUUACCAAAUUGGAAGGCCAUGAAGGAGAAAUUUCAAAGAUUUCUUUCAACCCCCAAGGCAACCGUCUUCUCACUGGCAGCUCUGACAAAACAGCUAGAAUCUGGGAUGCUCAGACUGGUCAGUGCCUCCAGGUUCUUGAGGGACACUCGGAUGAGAUCUUCUCCUGUGCUUUCAACUAUAAAGGUGACAUAAUCAUUACAGGCAGCAAAGAUAAUACCUGUAGGAUAUGGCGGUGA
This is a messenger RNA of Dama dama (fallow deer), 1248 nucleotides long. RefSeq names its product dynein assembly factor with WD repeats 1 (gene DAW1). The record is from RefSeq and is a predicted model, not a curated record. Gene Ontology annotation, cellular component: U4/U6 x U5 tri-snRNP complex. Gene Ontology annotation, molecular function: U6 snRNA binding; U4 snRNA binding; protein binding. Gene Ontology annotation, biological process: mRNA splicing, via spliceosome. The transcript is spliced from 13 exons. The coding region runs from base 1 to 1248 and encodes 415 amino acids. NCBI's taxonomy places the organism in Eukaryota, Metazoa, Chordata, Mammalia, Artiodactyla, Cervidae.